AUGGGUAACGCUCAGUCUCUUGAGGCCGCUCUUGAUGGCGUUGAUCUCGGCACGGAGAUUGAUAGCUUCAACGUCAAAUAUGUUGGCUCCGUCCCCGUCAAGGCUGGAACCGGCAACGACGUGUGCCGUAACGCCGUGGAACGUCUCCGCUCGCUCCACCUCAAGGAAAAACCCAUUCAUCUCAAGGUCACCACGCUUGGUUUGUAUCUGAUUGACGCCAAGACCUGCGACGUGGUCAAGGAGGUCAAUAUUGAAGAAGUCUCGUUUGUGGCUCAAGACGCUUACGAUCAACAACUGGUCUCUUUUUUUGAAAACGACAAGUCGAUGCGUCUCAUCACCUGUCACACAGUUCGUAUCGCGCGCGAUGGACAUGCCAUCCCCGUUGCCAUCAACGAAGCCUUCAAAGCUCUCAAGGGGGAGAUCACCGUCGAGCCCAAGCCAGGCAAGAGCAAGCGUCGCAAGUCCACGUCCAAGAAGGACGCUCUGAAACAAUCGACCGCCAAGUCGACUACGCUGGAAAAGGGCAACCUGCAACAGUCCUACUCGGUCAAACUGAUCGGCAUUGUCAAUGUCAGCAGUCCCAAGGGGGAUGAAGUCAUCUUGGAAGCUGCUUCCCGCAUUCGCAAGCUUAACAGCAAACCCAUGGAGGUCAACCUGAACAUUUAUGACAAGGCCUUUGCCCUGGAAUCCUCAAAGCACGAGCUGCCCUUGCAGAUCUGCCACAUUCGCGAAAUUAGCUUUGCCAAGCGCCUCGAGGACGAUACACCCCCUCUUUUCACCUACAUUAUCCAUGAUCGUCGCCUGGAUAAGAUGAGCUGUACCGCGGUUACCCUGCCAGAGAAUCUAGCAGACGAUCAACCUUCCAUUCGUCGCAGCAUCGACGCCGCCCAAAAGGCCUUUGUGGCUGAAAUCAAGGCCAAGGAACAAGAGAAGGCCAUGCAAGCCAUCCUCGACGGCCAGUCGGCUGAACAGGUCGAUUCAAACAAACUCGCCAAGCAAGCUGACAUGACAAGUGGUGCCAUCAUGGGCGUCUUUGAAGCCACCUACCUGGGCGCAAUUGUCGUCGAUCAACUCAAGGGCAUCGACGUGGUGCAAAACGCGGCCAACCAGGCCCUCAAGCUCAAGGCUGCGCCUCAGGGCGUGUUUGUGCAUGUUGCGACUGAGGGUAUCAAGAUUUUCGAAUCCCUUUCCCACGAGGUUCUGGGUGCCUUUGUCCUCAAGGACGUGAGCUUCACCACCGUCGUGGGCAAGCGCAAGGAUCAAUUCGCUUUCAUCCAAAAGGAUGAUACGCUCAACCUUAUCAAUUGCCACGUCUUCCUCUGUGCGGGCGAGCGCGCAUUUGACAUUGCGACCGCCGUCAAUGAGGCCUUCAAAGCCUUUGCCGAGGAACAGAAAAAGACGGGAGGCAAUCCAUUUAUGCCCUAUGGAGAGCGAGAGGCGCCACCGGAUCACCUCUUUCACAAGCAGGUGCAUCGCGUUGAUCUCAUCCCGCGCAAGGCCAUCGGUGCCGGUCAAUUUGGUCAGGUCUAUCUCGCGGACCAAAUUGUCAAGGACGGCGACGGCAAGGAUGGUGGCAACCGUGUCAGUCGGGCCGUCAAGAUGCUUCGUGGUGGUGCCUCCGCCGAGGAUAAGACUGACUUUGAGUCCGAGGCCACCGUGAUGCUUGAACUUGAGCAUGAAAACCUGGUUCAGCUCAUCGGUGUUUCCAUGCAGCAGCGCCCUUGGCUCAUGGUUCUCGAGUAUCUGCAGUACGGUGAUUUGCGCAACGUCCUCAAGGGUUGCGCCAGUAAAAACAUUGAGCUCCAGUACGAGGACCAGCUCAACUUUGCCGUCCAAAUUGCCAAGGGUAUGGCUUACAUCGCGGCCCAGGGCAUGGUGCACAUGGACCUUGCCGCGCGCAAUUGCCUCGUCGCCGAAAACAAUCUGGUGAAGGUGGCCGACUUUGGUCUCACACGCAAGAUUCCUGAGGGCCAGGACUAUUGGCAAUCCAAGACGGUGAUGAAGCUCCCCGUCAAAUGGUGCGCCAUUGAAGCCCUCGAUGACCGCAUUUUCUCCGAAAAAUCAGAUGUUUGGGCCUAUGGUGUGGUUAUGUGGGAAAUCUCCAGCUACGGCGCCAUGCCCUACGAAGACGUCAAGACGCAGGAGGUGCAGCGCCGUGUGCGUGAAGGAUUGCGCUUGGAGCCCGUGCCCAAUACAAACCCAGAUUACUUUGCCCUUGCCAAGUCAUGCUGGCGCCUCGACCGCCAUGAGCGCCCAUCCUUUGCCAACAUGGCACAGGAAUUGCAAACGUAUCUGCGGAACAACAAUGCCGCCGCCGUUCGUGACAUCGGUGCAGCCCUCAAGAGCACGUCAUGA
This is a messenger RNA of Monosiga brevicollis MX1, 2355 nucleotides long. RefSeq lists its product as uncharacterized. The record is from RefSeq and is a predicted model, not a curated record. Gene Ontology annotation, cellular component: signaling receptor complex. The transcript is spliced from 7 exons. Gene Ontology annotation, molecular function: ATP binding; transmembrane receptor protein tyrosine kinase activity. Gene Ontology annotation, biological process: positive regulation of kinase activity; multicellular organism development; cell surface receptor protein tyrosine kinase signaling pathway. Bases 1 to 2355 code for a protein of 784 amino acids. NCBI's taxonomy places the organism in Eukaryota, Choanoflagellata, Craspedida, Salpingoecidae.